Haplochromis burtoni (Burton's mouthbrooder) is the source of this 1933-nucleotide messenger RNA. It is a transcript of the gene stard14, whose product is annotated as START domain containing 14. Gene Ontology annotation, molecular function: lipid binding. The record is from RefSeq and is a predicted model, not a curated record. Lineage: Eukaryota; Metazoa; Chordata; Actinopteri; Cichliformes; Cichlidae.
AAAAAUACUUUUUAAGUUUAGUUAAAGUUUCGACCUAUAGUAGCUGCACUGACAGCUGAGGGCGGGGCACACCUUUUUUUUUUCCUUUACGCACACCUGGUUUCAGGAAGUAACCUCUACGUCAGCGGGAGAGGUGUUUGAAGGAAUGGCUCAGGAAUUCAACACAAAAAUCUUGCUCAACUGGAUCAGCAGACAUAUAUCUCUCUCACCGAGGGCACCACGUCGGCAGAAGCUUUAAAUCUCGUCCGUGGAAAAGCACAGAGAGACUGAACUUUUCUGGGGGCGAUCAGAUUGAAGGAUAUUAUUUUUCUUUUUCCUCUUUAAGAAGAAAGGCUUCUUUUAAAACAGACGAAUAUGUCUCGGGUUUCGAAUAUUUUACCCGAUGAGGCGGUCUUUGUUGACUUCAAAAAACAGUGUUUAGCAACCGACAACUGGCAAAAUAAGUAUGACAACAAUGGGAUGCAAGUGUGGAUCGAGGUGCGCGCUGUGAAUAAAGGAAAUCACGUACCUAAAGUCCACAAGAUGAAGUGUAAAAUGAUAGUUAAUGAUGUGUCAGCUGCUACCAUGUUCGACGUCCUUCACGACAGCCGGUACCGCAAGAAGUGGGAUGUAACUAUGCAGGAGAGUUUUGACAUUGCCCGGCUCUCUGCUAAUGCUGAUGUGGGCUACUACUCAUGUAAUGAAGAGUGUGCAUAAGGCGGGACAAGAAUACUCAAACUGGAAAAGUCAGAAUUCCCCCGAUUUGAAGCCCUGGCUGUACCCAGAGCAGAACACCCUUCCCAUGAUGGACCCCGCUGAGCUGUCAAUUCAGAGAGCAGACUCACUGGAAAAUGUGGAUGAAAGCUCAAAGCUGGAUGCUAACGAAGGGGAGGACAGCAGCUAAAUUGAAUGAUAGUGAUGGGAGGAAAGGUGGACAAAGACGGAGAGAUUGAGAGGUGGACUGUAGAUGGACUUGAGGUCUCCGGCUCUCUGUGAUGUAACCAUGAUCCUCCAGUUCUAAAUCGGUGUGCCUUCGAGGAUGAGCAAGAGCAUGAAGUGUUUACAACUGUCUGACAAGAUGGAAAUGAGCACAGAUCAAGUUGCCAUCACCUCAGUCUGUGUUGAGCUAAGCUAACUUCCACUGUACAGGGUUAGAGGUGUUGGGGUUUGAAUGUGACACAUUUGCAAUACUACAUUUACAAUUGGACCAAAGACAGUCGAUCUUUAGCUGCAGCUACAUGAACAAAUUUGAAGUGGAAGAAAGGGAAAUAUACUUGACUUCUAGCAGGUCAUUAUUAGUGACUGUGAAUAGAAAUAAGAUUAGAAAGUUGGCAAACACCUGUGGAGAAUUGUGACACUAACGUCUCUUCAGAAUAUUGCAAAGGAAUCGGGUCUGAAAACAGCUGAAACUGUUUCAGCUCACUUUAUCUUCAUUUGGGGUUGUAGUCGACACAGAACGAUGAUAACUUUGUGAUAAUUUAUACUUAAACACGGUUUUGUUAAUAUGUUCACAGCAUAAUGUACAGGUAGCAACUUGUGGGGCAGGUUGUCUUUAGGUUUGUAAUUAGGAAGGCUCUUUUUGAAGGUGUGUUGCCUUUACUCAGACGUUGUGCAACCAAGGUGUUUGCAUUGUAAAUUAUUACAAAUGGUAGAGUUUCAUUGGUCCACAAGGAAGGCACUGAAGUGAACUCCCAGUUAGGUUGUAUUGCCAAGUCACAAUACACACAGAAUUAUUGUAUUUUGUUAGUUGAAUAUCAGUUGACCUGAAGGAUUGGAAUGACCAUAAAGGCUUUUUUUAUUUAUUUAUUUCAAGUUGAUGUAAAUUGAUGAAGUAAUGGCCUGGGAUGAAGCCCCUGUAGGUUGACUUUUUUUCAUAUUAAACUAUUUAAUGAUAACAAUGUUACAAGGCAUUCCUUCUUUUCUGUUUUCUUUUUCAAAUAAACCUUAAGGUUAA